UCAGCUGACUGUGAGUCCCAGCAGAUCCCAGUUCUUCAUGAGAGAAUCAGUGACUCUGAUCUGUGAGGAUGAAAACAGAUCAGCUGGAUGGACAGUGAGGAGAAACACCAGCAGAGAGACCAGGAAGCCAUGUGGAGAUGGAUGGGGAGAAAAUGAUGGUUCUACCUGUUACAUCAGCUACUUGUUCACAUCAGAUACUGGUCUGUACUGGUGUGAGUCUGGAUCCUCCAGCAGCAGCAGCAGCAGCAGCAUCUCUGUGUUGAAAGGAUCAGUGAUCCUGCAGAGUCCUGUCCUCCCUGUGAUGGAGGGAGAUGACGUCACUCUGAGCUGCAGAGCAAGGAAUCCAACCCACAACCUCCCAGCUGCUUUCUAUAAAGAUGGCUCCUUCAUUGGUGAUGGAUCAGCAGGCAGCAUGACCCUCCUCCAUGUUUCCAGCUCUGAUGAAGGCCUCUAUAAAUGUAGCAUCAGCGGUUCUGGAGAGUCUCCAUCCAGCAGGGUCUCUGUCAAAGGGAGAGUCUCCUCCACCUCCAUCCCUUCCUCCACUCCUCCUUCCUCCAUCUCUCCUCCUCCUGGUUCAUCUUUUCCCUCCAUCAUAUCAGUUGCUGCCAUUUUUAUCUUCUUGGUUUUGCUCUCAUUGAUUCCUCUGGUUCUUCUGGUGAGACGAUGUUUCUGCAGGAAACCUGAAGCUGAAGAAGGAAAAGAUGGAGAAAAGGAAAUUAGAGAACUGAAAACCUUCAUUAACCAGCUGCAGCCAAUCAGAAGCAGCAGAGGAACCUCUACAUGUGUCCUCUACUCAGCGCUGAGGACAGACGUCCAUCAGGGACGGAUCGUCUGCAGAGCCUCAGCGGCUUCGUCUCCAAUCUGAGGAAAUCUGGUCCAAAUCACCAGCACAGAGAUCUGGAUCUGUUUUCCUGCUGCAGCAGCUCCAAGCCUUUAACAUCUGGCCCACAGCAUGAUACCCACUGACCCGGUUCUGGUCCAUCGCUCUGAUCCUCUCAGACUUUCUCUGUCAGGAGGUCAAAGGUCACAGCAUCUGACUGCAGGGUUUAGAAACAACCGAUGAGUUUCUGAAGUAUUCUCCUGGUCCAACAUCCAGUCAUCACGUGACUCCAUGAACAUGAUUCAUGCUGCCACCUGGUGACAGGAAUCUGGUACUACAAUCACAAUAUCUCAGCGUAAAACAGGAGCGUCCAAACUGUCCUAAACAAAGUCCGACUUUGGACACGGUUUACAAGAAAGACACUUGUUUUAAUAUCAUCCAUCCAUUUUCUAACAGCUUGUCCCAGUGGGGUCAGAGGUCAGGAGGUUCUGCUGCCUCUCCAGCUCAGGUUCUGGGCGAGAGGCGGGGUCACCUGGAUGGGUCACCUGGAUGGGUCACCUGGACGGGUCACCUGGACGGGUCAGCUGGACGGGUCACCAGUCUGUCACACAACUGUUUUAAUACCUGAUCAGGUUUUAGAGAAAUCUGAUUCUAUCAGUUAUAUUUGUGAAAAAGAAGAAUCAAAAAUAAAAUUAAUAUUUACUGUAAAGACAUUCUAUAUUUUGAUGCAAAAUAAAAGUGGCUCUAUAUUUUUCAUCAGGAUGUACAAAAUAGAACCACAGUAUAUUCUUGCAUAGUUAUGGUUAUGUAUAUAUCUGCAUAAAGUACAACAUUUUAAAUAAUAAACACCAAUAUGCACAUUUUUCUUUUACUUCAAAUAUUGUAUGCAUGGAUUAUUUUUAGGAUUAUUUGUGAUGUAGAAACAUAAAGACAGUGAAGGUAAAAAUGAACCUGAGUUACUUUGGCAGAAACAAAAAUCCUCUUCUGCACAUUAAACAUUAAAUUAUCCACAUUUUUCUUGUGUUGUAUUUAUUUAUCUAAAAUAAAAUAAUAAUGAAACUGUAAUAAAGUGGUUUACAUACAGUUCCAGGUAUAGUUCUGAGUCGGCCAGUUUAUUACAAUGUGUCAGCUGAAAAUCAGUAUUGAUGU
This is a messenger RNA of Poeciliopsis prolifica (blackstripe livebearer), 1969 nucleotides long. RefSeq names its product low affinity immunoglobulin gamma Fc region receptor II-like. Gene Ontology annotation, molecular function: transmembrane signaling receptor activity. The record is from RefSeq and is a predicted model, not a curated record. Gene Ontology annotation, biological process: cell surface receptor signaling pathway. The transcript is spliced from 5 exons. NCBI's taxonomy places the organism in Eukaryota, Metazoa, Chordata, Actinopteri, Cyprinodontiformes, Poeciliidae. Bases 38 to 865 code for a protein of 275 amino acids.